This is a messenger RNA of Closterium sp. NIES-65, 1608 nucleotides long. The record is from the annotation of a GenBank genome assembly. Lineage: Eukaryota; Viridiplantae; Streptophyta; Zygnematophyceae; Desmidiales; Closteriaceae.
AUGGCCGAAUCGGGCGCGGACGUGGAAACAGCGACGUUCGAGUCGCUAGGAAUUUGCAGCCAGCUAGUGGAGGCGUGUCAGACGCUCGGGUGGAAGAACCCCACGCCCAUUCAGUGCUCCGCCAUUCCACCCGCUAUUCAAGGUCGCGACGUGAUCGGGCUAGCGCAGACGGGCUCCGGCAAGACCGCGGCGUUCACUAUCCCCAUUCUCGAGGCCCUCUUAGCGAAACCUUCGCCGCUCUUCGCCUGUAUACUGUCGCCAACACGCGAGUUGGCCAUUCAAAUAGCAGAGCAGUGCGAGGCGCUUGGCAGCAGCAUAGGCCUCAAAUGCGCCGUGGUUAGUUGGCCCUUCCCUCUCCUCCCCGCCCUCUCCUCCUCGCCCUCUCCUCCUCGCCCUCUCCUCCUCGCCUUGUCCUCCUCGCUUGGUGAGCUUCUGCUCUUUUUCUCUCUGCACUUGAUGCCGACAACCAUUUGCUGUUUGUCUUCCUCCGUCAACGCCCUCUCCUCCUCGCGACAACACAUCUACCACUCUCUCUCGCGCGCGCGCACUUCCCCAUCCACCAUAGUGGGAGGCGUGGACAUGGUAGCUCAGGCGAUUGCGCUGGGAAAGCGGCCACACAUCAUUGUGGGCACGCCUGGCCGGUUAGUGGAUCAUCUGAGCAACACCAAGGGGUUCAAUCUCCGCACUCUCAAGUACCUGGUGCUGGACGAGGCGGACCGGCUGCUGAACCUGGAGUUUGAGGCGGAGAUAGACGAGAUCCUCAAGGUGGUGCCCAAGGAGCGGCGCACGCUGCUCUUCUCCGCCACCAUGACCAGCAAGGUCGCCAAGCUGCAACGUGCCUGCCUCAAGGACCCCGUCAAGGUGGAGGUGUCAUCCAAGUAUUCCACAGUGGACACGCUACGCCAGCAGUACCUCUUCGUGCCCGCCAAGCACAAGGACUGCUACCUGGUGUAUGUGUUGAACGAGCUAGCGGGCAGCACCGCUAUGGUCUUCACACGCACAUGUGAUGCCACACGUCGCGUCGCCCUGCUCCUCCGCAACCUUGGGUUCCCCGCCAUUCCCAUCAGCGGCCAGAUGAGCCAGCCGAAGCGGCUGGGGGCGUUGAACAAGUUCAAGAGCGGCGACAGGAGCAUCCUGAUCUGCACAGACGUGGCCAGUAGAGGGCUUGACAUCCCCUCUGUCGACAUGGUUGUCAACUACGACAUCCCCACCAACUCCAAGGACUACAUUCACAGGGUGGGGCGGACAGCGAGAGCGGGGCGGUCGGGGCGGGCCAUCACCAUAGUCACACAGUACGACGUGGAGCUCUUUCAACGCAUCGAGCAGCUCAUAGGCAAAAAGAUGGAGGGGUUUCCAGCAGAGGCAGAAGAGGCUCUGGUGCUAUUGGAGAGAGUCAGUGAGGCUCAGAGGCUUGCUAACAUGACCAUACGGGACAAGGAUGCCAACAGGAAGGGCGGCAGGAGACGGACGAGAGAUGACGAUGAGGAAGGGGGAGGGGGCGGCGGCAGCAUGAUGAGACAGCUGGGGAUAGGUGGCAGAGGUAGGGGGCGGGGAGGGGGCAGAGGAGGGGGUGGGCGUGGCGGCGGUGGUAAGCGGAUGAAGAGGUGA